AUGCUAUCAGAGCACCCGGAAAUGCGACGGACAAGCAAGAACAAGAUUCACGCCGACCAUUCACACAUCAGUGCUUUGAUCGACAACCUCAUGACACCGGAUAUCGCGGAGCGGGUUUUCCUUCGUUACGUGAACGAGAUUUGUCCACAUUUCCCUGCUGUACCUUUCCCUCCUGGUACGACAGCGCGUGAAGUCCGAGAGAAGAAACCGCUUCUGUUCCUCGCUGUCCUGGCUGGAUCUUCGCAUGGGAGUGCAGAACAACUGGUCUCGCAAGAGGCGCAACGCGAGUUGACCAAGCUCCUCAAAGAUCAGCUUGCCGACAUCAUCUGGCGCAACGGAGAAAAGUCGCUCGAAAUCGUUCAGGCAUUACACAUAUCUGUGCUUUGGUAUCGGCCGCCUCUUCAUUUUGAACAGCACAACUUCUACAUGAUGGUCAAUUGCGCUGCCGUAAUGGCUCUUGACCUAGGUCUCGGAAGGAAGGCAACUCCAAAUGUCAUGAGACUUUCGGUUGGUCCGUUCAAGAGGUACCAUCCCAACUCUAGCAGUGUCGAAGCCCGUCGGACUUUCCUUGUGUGUUACUAUCUCUGCAUGAGUAUCACAAUGGUUCUGCGACGACCAAUUCUGCUCCGCUGGACUAAUUACAUGGCGGAGAGUGUUCGCAUACUGGAGACCUCGCCAGAGGCAUUGCCUUCAGACAGACUGCUUUGCCAGCAGGUCAAGAUGGCGCAUAUUGGAGAAAAGAUCUCAGUGGAGUUCUGCAUGGAUGACCCUUCAGUCGAGGUCACCAUUUCCGAUCCAAAAGUCAUCUACGCCCUAAAGAUUUUUGAGAACGAGCUCAGCUCACUCCGGGAGGAGAAUUCCUCUCUGGGUGAAAUUGAUCGUAGGUUGUAG
This is a messenger RNA of Alternaria hordeiaustralica, 891 nucleotides long. RefSeq lists its product as uncharacterized. The coding region runs from base 1 to 891 and encodes 296 amino acids. Gene Ontology annotation, cellular component: nucleus. The record is from RefSeq and is a predicted model, not a curated record. Lineage: Eukaryota; Fungi; Ascomycota; Dothideomycetes; Pleosporales; Pleosporaceae. The transcript has 2 exons. Gene Ontology annotation, biological process: DNA-templated transcription; regulation of DNA-templated transcription. Gene Ontology annotation, molecular function: transcription cis-regulatory region binding; DNA-binding transcription factor activity, RNA polymerase II-specific; zinc ion binding.